Molecule: messenger RNA, 1534 nt
Organism: Panicum hallii
Lineage: Eukaryota; Viridiplantae; Streptophyta; Magnoliopsida; Poales; Poaceae
Exons: 2
Coding region: 544-1263 (239 amino acids)
Molecular function (GO): zinc ion binding
Source: RefSeq, a predicted model, not a curated record
CUCCACGGGAUGAGUACCAAACGACUUCGAGGGACGGAUACGGCCAGCCAUCCCCGGCGCCCUCUCUUUCCCAGUUCCCCUCCCCGACAGCCACGGCGAAGUCUUUUCUUUCCCCUUCUCUCUUCCGGCUUCCGCCUACCACCCUGCGUUUGGAAGUGUAGAGCGAACUUACUCCUUCCGCUUCUCUCUCUCCUCGCCGCUUCUGUUUUGUUUUAUCUGCCGCGGUCCACGGACCACGGCUGUGGAUCUUCGAGGGGUCACUUGAAAAUCCAAUCUUGCGGCGGCCUGCAUGCUUCAACCCGGCGUCUAGCGUCCCUCUGGAUUGUUGCUGCCUCGCUUCUCCUCGUGAUCGGCCGCAUUGAGCUGCGGAUUCGCGUCCGGUUUCCUCGACGCCCGCCUGCGCGAGUGGUAUUUACUGCGCGCUUUCGGCGUUUCUUCUUUGCUCCCUUCCCAAUUUGCUCUGGUCGGGAGUAGAUGCCCCGAGUCAAUUCGAGUGAUUCCUUUCCGCUCCUUGAAUUCAUUCUAUAGGUUUCUUUUCUGGUCAUGGUGAACGACGGCGAGCAAUCGGCGAUCACCGCCGCCACCGCCCCAGUCGAGCCUAGCGUGGAGCGGGGCCGCGUGAGUGGCAGCGGGCGGCGGCUCGCGGAGGAGAGCUCGGACGAGGAGGAGGGGAGCCAUCGCUUCUCGGACGCCGAGGACCGGUCCUGGCAGUCGCACUCGCGGCAAGGCUCCGCCUUGGACUCCACGUCUGCGUCCGUCGGCUGCGACGCCGGCCCUGGGGACGCCGCCGAGCGCGCCCGGAAGUCGUGUGUGUCGGAGUGCUCGCUGGACGACGUCGUCGACCUGGAGGCGGGGCUGGCCGAGAUCACAAAGGCUAGCCCGGACAAGGACGAGAGGAACUGCCGCAUCUGCCACCUCGGCCUGGACAGCACCGCCGCCGAGUCCGGCGCCGGCAUCGUGCUCGGUUGCUCCUGCAAGGACGACCUCUCCUGCGCCCACAAACAGUGCGCCGAGACCUGGUUCAAGAUCAGAGGCAACAAGAUCUGCGAAAUCUGUGGCUCAACCGCAUGCAACGUGGCAGGUUUCAGUGAUGCGGACUUCAUCGAGCAGUGGAAUGAAUCGAGCAGCACAGCUGCCGCCCAGGCAACAGCCACCGAGCCUCGGAGGUUUUGGCAAGGGCACCGGUUCCUCAACUUCCUCCUCGCUUGCAUGGUGUUUGCAUUCGUCAUAUCCUGGCUCUUCCACUUCAAUGUCCCUGGAUGAGUCCAGGCGCGCAUUUGUUCUCCAUAAAAGCUCCAGAACCAAGACUGAUGAAGUAUGGGAAAGUGCCAGAACGCAAACAGGCUGGGUAUGGGCAGGGCUGAAGAUUUGAAGAGAGUUGCUUGGGUGAAGUGAAUGGGUGGUGUUAAUUUAUUGAGAGUAUGACUGCACAUGCUGCAAAAAAGAAAAAAGUGGAAGGCUGGUUAUUCUGUAAAGAUUGGGUGCGGAUUUGCGGGAAAUCGGGGAAUGGAAGAUCUCAUGUUUCAUGGCUUCA